Messenger RNA from Pogonomyrmex barbatus (red harvester ant), 2342 nucleotides. RefSeq lists its product as uncharacterized. The record is from RefSeq and is a predicted model, not a curated record. Lineage: Eukaryota; Metazoa; Arthropoda; Insecta; Hymenoptera; Formicidae.
GUGGGAAGCACCGAAAGAGCAACGUCGUGUGCUCUAUAUAGCGCCUAUCAUAAUUAUAACAAUCAUCUUUUAUUUAUCAAUAUAAUUAUUGCCGAGGAAUCGAACUCGUCGAUCGUUUUUAAUUUUACGCUUGAUGGAAAUGGCAAAGUAAAACGAAUUGAUAAAUCGCUCGCCGAAGCUCGUCGGGCAUGUCAACGGACAUCAAUCGCCAGACUUCUCAGAAGGCGAUGCUUGAGACUGGCAGGAGAUCCGCCAUAAGUACAUCCGAGCUAGGACUUUAUUCCGAUCGCGGUGAUCGAUAUAGGAGUCGUUACGGUUUAAUUGUGAGAAAAUUUGCGAUUGGAGUUAUGGUGGUAGUAACAGUGAUAUUGGUGGCGAUAUUUAUGUACGAUUUUACGUCCGUCACAUCAGGGAACAGUAAAAUCAAUCAAGAAACAAAACACAUAUAUAUACUGCAGAAUACUCUCAAGAAAUCAUCGAAUCUUUCCAAAAAGUCAAACUCCACGAUGUACGAAGCCGCGAUUAAUCGUACAGACGAUCUUUCCAUGGAAGAUCGUUCGGAUGAUAAGAACUACGAAAUUCUCAUGCAACAAAACGCAACAAGCGAUAUAAUGCCGGUCGAGACACGCAUCGUGAAAGCGGAUGAACCUGAGAUGAGAGCGCAGAAUCUGCACAAUUUCAAACAGCGGAAGAGAAUGCUGAAAUCCGUGGAAGAUGCCAAGGAAAAUGAGGAACCCGAAUCCAAACAAUUGUUUGACAAUCAUGCGAUCGUUUAUCGAGUGAGACAGAGGUACAAAUAUCCGGAUAUAGACGAGGACAUAAGCGCAGAAGAGUCACAACCUACGCCGUUUCAUUGGGAAUUCAAGACGCCACAUCCGACGUCGUUCAAACGACCGAGGUAUCCACAACUGACGCAAUAUCGAUACCCUCAUUCGUCCAGAAGCAUUCAGGACAUCAUCAAAUAUCUGACGAAUAAUGCCGAAAUGCCGAAUCGCGGCAUCAAAUUCACCGGCGUUUACAUGAAUCCCAAGAAGUACGAUCUGAUACCCGAUAUGGGAGAAAUGAUGUCCAGUAAUGAUAAAUUCGAGGAGAACGAGGCGCCGCCUAUCUAUCCGAUGAAAUCGACAGUGCACAAUAAUGAUCCCUUUUAUCAAUAUAAACCGAAGCAUCCGGCAGACGUAAAUCUUUUAGCCACAUCUAACGUAAGAUUCUCUCCGAGCGGAAUACAUCGAUAUAGUCCUUACUAUGAUCCUAUAUACUCCCGACCUUUAGUUAGCUACAAUAAACCGAUCGUGACGGAGCCGCAGUACGAGACCGUUGACUCCUACUCGACGAACACAUUGGGGAAGAGUCGAAAACCGAAGCCGUUUAGCGUAAUGCUCGACAUUUAUCCCAUUACUGACAUUAUGGAGCAGAAUAAGAAGACAACGUGGCCAAGGCCGCAAGCAGCAGCCAUAGACGAUUAUGAUAUUAGAAGACCCAUCCAAUAUCGUGGACCAAAAUUCUACGCCUCACCCCCAAAAUCUAUACCCCUUGUGGCUAUGCCUACACCCACAUCGGAAGAAGAGGAAAGACAACAAAUGAUAUUUCAUUUAAACUUGUAUCCUCGUAAGAAGAAUAAGCUCAGCAGAAACGAUAUCAUUCACAGAUCGGAAUUGAUGGAACCGGAAGAGCAGCAGGAAUUCGCGAAGAAAAUAAUGUCUCCGUUGGAAUCGAUCGCUAAACAUUUAACUGAUCAUUCCGCAAUUGAAGAGUCAAGAUUCGAGGAAAAUCAAAACUCAGAGACAACUAGUUUUCCAUUAACGCGAUAUCACGAGAUGAGUUUAGAUGAUAAGAAUGACAAGGGGAGAGAUUUUAUAUUAAACAAUGAUUCAGGAAUCUAUUCGAAUCUGGCUAAUAACAACGAUAUCGUGAGAGAUAUUGCAGUGCUUUCCAAUCAUAAAUUAAUCAUCGACGAAGAUUAUGCUAGCACGGAGAAGUAUGAAAUUAACACUCGAAACAUUAUUGUGACUACAGGGAAAGAUUGCGCGAAUUGCAACGAUACAACAAUAAUCGACAGCCUGAAGGCCAACACGAACAAAAGCAUCGAUCUUUCGAAGGAUCUCAGCGCUUCAGCCUCUUACGUUGAUUAAAUUGAAAGUAUAAUUAUCGAAGAAAUGAUUUGUAAGGAAAGACUGUCGAAUAUCUCUUGAUAAUUGAAUGUUCGAGACACUCUGAUGUUAUAUAAGCGAAAACCACAUCACAUAGUUGUUACAUAAAUAAAUCAUCGAACGUAUCUUUAUGUAUACGAUUGUUACAAUAAUUUUGUUUUGAUGAAAUAUAUUUUUGUAGUUUAAUCAGAA